UGAGUCUCUUGCCAUUUAUUUCAUCAUCGAGUACUUGGCUGCUAACGCUUCUUUUUCUAUGUGAGACGAAUUCGCUAUACGACGGGAUAGCGUACAAUUGAAGGCUGGGAUGUAACCCAAGCAGCCCAAUACUACUUGAUUAUUUCAUAAUUGCAGCUCUUGCAUCCGGGUUACUCCAAGGCUUAUUCGAGUGGAUCACGGCCAGGUUGAGCGUUAGCUGUCGAAGUCUGACUCUUGCACGAUCAAUACCGGAUCAUCAGCGUGCAGCGGCGUGGAAUUGAGUCGGGCAUGUUCUACGGACGGCGGAAGAAGAGCGUCUCAGCACACUGUACUCGGAACCUCUCGACUCCAGCUAUUACUUCGCGUCUGCUGCCCGCACCACUACACGCAGCUCAGCUAGGUUCCCAUGCACGACCUGGUAGCAACGGCGCCAUGUCAUACUCCGAUGAUUCUGAAGACAAAUUCCUUGCGAGGCUGUUGGGCGUGUCACGGCUUCAAGGCGGUGCUGCAUUUAAUCAGCCUGCAAUUUCAGGGAUCGAUAGCACCGCAACCAAGCGCUAUCAAGAGACUCAGUCCGGAUAACAGGAACCGCUGAGAAAUGGACGCUGAGAAGCCACGCUGAGUGCUUGGCUGUUCAAGACAGCCCUACAUGUGUGCUGCAAGCUCCGUGUUCAUGGGCAGGUGGUGCAGUGCGCAAUGCGUGCGACAGCGACCGUCGAUUUCAACACGACAUCCUCUGUUCACUCAGGACGCCGCUGAGAAGGCGAAGCGCAGUAAUUCCGGGAUAGGCGAGCCACAUAUGAUUGCGAUGAUUCAACAUAA
Molecule: messenger RNA, 822 nt
Organism: Laetiporus sulphureus 93-53
Lineage: Eukaryota; Fungi; Basidiomycota; Agaricomycetes; Polyporales; Laetiporaceae
Exons: 3
Coding region: 289-582 (97 amino acids)
Source: RefSeq, a predicted model, not a curated record